AUGGCAGAGAAUGGCACAGCAGUGACAGAUUUCAUUCUCAUGGGCUUCCAGCUGCAGGCAGAGUUGCAGAUGGGUCUCUUCUUUGUGUUUCUGGUCCUUUAUCUUAUCACCAUGGGGGGCAACAUGGGCAUGAUAGUGCUGAUUCAGAGUGACACUCGCCUUCAGACCCCCAUGUACUUCUUCCUCAGCCACCUCUCCUUCCUGGACGUCUGUUACUCCUCUGUUAUUGUGCCCCAGUUGCUUGAGACCUUAGGUACUGACAAGAUGGUCAUCACCUAUGAGCGCUGUGCCAGCCAGUUCUUCUUUUUCACACUCUGUGCUAGCACCGAGUGCUUCCUGCUGGCCGUGAUGGCUUAUGAUCGAUACGUGGCUGUGUGCAAUCCCCUGCUCUACGCCACCUCCAUGACACCCCAGACCCGCCUGCAGCUGGUGGCCUGGGCCUAUGCUGGGGCCACAGUCAACUCUGUGGUCCGCACUGGGUGCACCUUCUCCAUCUCCUUCUGCAAGUCCAACCUCGUGGACUUUUUCUUUUGUGACCUCCCACCCCUGCUGAAGCUUGCCUGUGGUGAGACCAGGCCACGGGAGCAGGUGAUCUACCUCUUUGCUUUGUGGGUCAUUACGACCAGCAUUUCAGUGAUUCUCACAUCCUACUUGUUCAUCAUUCGGGCCAUUCUGAAGAUUCGUACAGCAGGAGGCAAAGCCAAGACUUUCUCCACCUGUGCUUCUCACAUGACUGCGGUGGCUAUUUUCUUUGGGACACUCAUAUUCAUGUACCUGAAAGGUAACAUGGGCAAAUCUCUCAAGGAGGACAAGGUGGUGUCAAUAUUUUACACUGUGAUCAUCCCCAUGCUGAACCCGAUGAUUUAUAGCCUGAGAAACAAGGAGGUGAAGGAGGCUCUGAAGAAAGCCCUCAACAGGAUGAGGGUUUCCCACGGGGGCUAA
This is a messenger RNA of Talpa occidentalis (Iberian mole), 942 nucleotides long. Its product is annotated as olfactory receptor 9I1-like. Gene Ontology annotation, biological process: sensory perception of smell; G protein-coupled receptor signaling pathway. The transcript has a single exon. The record is from RefSeq and is a predicted model, not a curated record. The coding region runs from base 1 to 942 and encodes 313 amino acids. Gene Ontology annotation, cellular component: membrane. Gene Ontology annotation, molecular function: olfactory receptor activity; odorant binding; G protein-coupled receptor activity. NCBI's taxonomy places the organism in Eukaryota, Metazoa, Chordata, Mammalia, Eulipotyphla, Talpidae.